Messenger RNA from Macrobrachium nipponense, 4576 nucleotides. Its product is annotated as neuroligin-4, X-linked-like. Gene Ontology annotation, biological process: modulation of chemical synaptic transmission; neuron cell-cell adhesion; chemical synaptic transmission. Gene Ontology annotation, cellular component: synapse; postsynaptic membrane; cell surface. The transcript is spliced from 10 exons. The coding region runs from base 358 to 2931 and encodes 857 amino acids. The record is from RefSeq and is a predicted model, not a curated record. Gene Ontology annotation, molecular function: signaling receptor activity; neurexin family protein binding. Lineage: Eukaryota; Metazoa; Arthropoda; Malacostraca; Decapoda; Palaemonidae.
CCGGUGACCGGCUUGGUGGAAGCACGUCGCUUUCAGUUCUCGCUCAGCCAUCGGAUAGGCUAUACAAGAAGGCCAGGCUGUUAUAACCAUGGACGCUACGAAGAUAUUGUUGUUGCUUAAUUCUCCAUACACAGCUGAUGUAAUUGGUAUAUGCAAAUGAUUCUAGUGAAUUGAAAGAGGAGUAAUCGUGACGCAAAUUAAGAAAUAUACUUAGGAUGGUUAGAUUAUUUUGCGUGAUAAUGUAUGGUUCCAGGAUGGAAUUCGGCAAAAAUGUCACCAAGUAAACUACGAUAAAUUUGAAUUGAAAAGCUGUUGUUGCAGAAAAUUCAGGCAAAGCAAAACACAAAGAGGCUUAUUAUGGGGACUAACAUCGGAACAAAAUGGGUUUGGGUUUUCGGAUUCUGGGUGAUCCUGAGUCUGUCCUCGAUACCACAAGUGGAAAGCGAUAAAUUGCCAAAAACUCCCCCCGUGGCCACCAAGUACGGCCAACUCCGUGGAUUUUACCGCAAUGUGAGCGGGUACGGCCUGCGUGUGGCCACGUACCUGGGCGUGCCUUAUGCUACCCCACCCGUUGGUGCAAACAGGUUCAGCCCCACCCGCACUCUGUCACAAUGGGUAGGCGUGCACGAGGCCACCCACUUCGGACCGGCCUGCCCCCAAAAACUACCUGAUAUCUCGAAUGAAACGGCCGCUCUGUCAUACAUGUCCCGAGGGCGUCUCAAGACCUUACGGAAAUUCGAGCCUGUCUUGAGACGUCAGAGCGAAGACUGUCUCUACCUGAAUUUAUACGUACCAGAUGAAGACAGGUAUACAACAGGCUAUCCUGUGGUGGUGUACGUUCACGGGGAGUCCUACCAGUGGGGGUCUGCCAGUCUCUACGAUGGCUCUGUCCUUGCUGCCCUCGCUAAAGUCAUUGUCGUCACCAUCAAUUAUCGUCUAGGUAUUUUAGGUUUCUUCAACCCCAAUGUGGAUCCCGUGGGACGUGCCACGGUUGCCAACUACGGGCUAAUGGAUCAGUUAGCAGCCCUUCACUGGGUACAAGAAAACAUCGUGCGAUUUGGUGGCGACCCGGGACAAGUGACUGUCAUGGGUCAUGGUACCGGGGCUGCCUGUCUCAACUUUCUCGUUAUAUCUCCGGCAGCUGUUGGACUCUUCAAGAGAGCCAUCUUGAUGUCGGGAUCAGCCCUGAGUCCCUGGGCGGUCGUGCAGGAGCCUGUUUACUAUGCGGUGCAGGCCGCCAGGCAGCUGGCCUGCGAAGUCCCAGAGGACCUGUACCGACACUACGAAUCUCUCCUGCACUGUCUGCGAGAUCGCACCAUUGACCAGAUCCUCCAGGUGGAACUUGAGACGCCCCAGUUCCUCUCUGCAAUCGGCCCUAGCGUCGAUGGUGUCACCAUCAGGAGCGAGUGGAAACAUCAGCAUAUGAAGAUGGGUCAGGAAGGACGGACACCGGUUGAUCUCCUCCUCGGGUUCACAGCAACGGAUGUCCUGGCUCUCUUCAGCGAUACAGAAAUUCACAACGGGUUCGAAUCCGACCAUCGAGAUCGAUUAUUAAGGACGUUUGUUACGAACAAUUACAAAUACCACCUCCAGGAGAUCGUGUUGGCCAUCACAGCCGAGUACACAGACUGGGCCAGACCCGUCCAGCACCCCGUCAACAUCAGGGACCUAACGGCUGAUGCUUUACACGACGCCAUAUUGGUCUCACCAAUGACAGUUGCGGCAAAUCAACUGUAUACGCCCACGAGACAAACAUAUCUGUAUGUUCUGGAUUAUCGGCCUGAAGAGCCAGAUCCCGAGAGAGGUCCAACGGUCCCGAUGAACGAACUGGUGUAUGUGUUCGGUGCCUCACUGGGUGCCACGGGUCCUCUGGCCAUCGGUAUGAGUUACAGCAAAUCGGAAGUCUCCUUGGCCGAGUCUGUCGUCACCAUGUGGACGAAUUUCAUUAAAACUGGAAACCCCAACGAGGCUGGCCGCGGAGAGACCUCCUGGGACGUCCCCAAAGAUAAAUCCCGCUACCGCACGCAGGACUGGGCCAACUACGAUCCCACUCAUCGUCGAUAUUUAGAACUUGGGAGCCGUGGGCGAGUGAGAGACCAUUACCGUGCCAGCCGAGUUGCCCUUUGGUCAUGGCUGGUACCAGGUCUGGAAAAGGUUGGCUCACGCUAUGGCCCCGAGUCUCCUUUUCACCGUCUACCAAAUUACCUGCAGCCAGACACUUUCUCUGGCCCGACACGCCCCACCAACCUCUCCAGCAACUUCCUCCCUCCUCCAACAACCCCACCACCAACCACCGUUCAGCAGUCAACGUUACCGCCCACCACAAUCCACCCGACCGUCAUGAUCAUCGCCAAUACGAGCAGCGUGGCAGGUCUGAUGGAGGACCCGGACGCCGCCAACAUGCAGAGAGCCAACUUCCCUUACACGACGGCUCUCAGCCUAACGGUGGCCAUCGGGUGCUCUUUGCUCAUCCUGAACCUCCUGGUGUUCGCAGCAGUGUACUACCGCCGCGACGGCAACCGCAAUCACGCUUUCAACAAGCAGACGCACGACGGGAGCAGCGACAGCGGAAAUGACGUCCAGUUACACCCAGCUAUGGACCCCUGCAAGCCCAUAUCCCCGUCUCAUUACGGGACGUUACGUUCGUCCGCUACUCUGAGGAGCAGCCUGGCUACCUCCUUCGAGGGCGACUCACAGCACGAGUGGCCUCCGGAUUACAGCACCAGCUGCCAGGUGGGGGAAGACAGCGUGCCCUGCGGUCCGGGGAGCCAGUGCUUGCAGGCCAUGACCGGCCCGGGUCAAAAGCCCCAUAAUGGCACCGCCCCAACUCGAAGAACACUGCCAAGACAAAACCUUCCUUAUAACCGCGUCGAAACCCAGAUACCCUCGGGGGCAUAUACCCACGACGAUACGCCAGACAUGCAUGUCUGAGGUAUAGAGCUUAGCUCCUUAGGGACCUUAUGUCUUCAAUUGCUGCUUUCGAAUGCUGUGUGUGUGAGUGCACAUGAGACGUUUUAGAGACUUCUAAUGCAAUGUGAAAUUGUAAAAUAUAAACAUUGCCGUAAAACGAUACAUAUACAUUUAAUAAAAGGAAAGAGCUGUGGAUGCUAGGAUAGAUUUAUUUAUUUAAAACUGAUGUCGAACGUUAGAACUAGCUUCAUUGUUGUGUUAAUAUACUUGUUCGCUAAAGAAUGAGAUAUUCAGUUUUGCAUAUCUCCAAAAACAGUGAUUCUGGUUAGCUACGAACGAAGAACUAUUCUACAAUAAAAAAAAAAAUAGUUAAGAAGUUAAUUCGGUCAGCACAGAGACUAGAAAAGAGUUAUGAGUCCGGAGACAAGACAAAACUGUAUAGUGAAAAAUUAUGCAAUAUUGUAAAUGGCAGUUUUGAAAUAUCAGGGAGAGAGGUCGGUCAAAUGUGAGGUUAUUGAGAAAAAUAUAUUUCUAUAUCACUUUAUAAGAAUAUAGUGAAAUAGCUAAGAUUUGAUGAUGAAUGUUAAAGUUAAGUUGAAAAUAAUUUGUCUGCACUAUGUAAACAGAUAUGUAUAAUGGAAUAUAUUAAAUAAUCAUAUUAUCAGUCAUUUUAAUAUCAGUGAAAUUACACACAACUGUCAUGAAAAAGUGUUAAUGUAAACUUGUUCAAGAUGCAAACAUUUCUGUUCAAUAAAUUAAAAUCUCCUUCCAGAUGCCAUCGAUGCGACAACAAUCUAAAUCUGAACGAAAAUUUUAGAAAAUAGCCACUUAGCAGAGAUAGUAAUGAACUUGAUUCAAACUGAUACAUUCUUCUGAUAUCGUAAUUAUGAUACGCAGGGUGUUGCCAUACUCAUAUUCAGUUUCCAGUUUACGCUUCACAAAUACAUAAAUCUUUUUCAUUCAUACUCUGCAUUUCCUUGGACUCUAGACAAUUCUCUCACUACCUACCUGUUCAACACAUCACCGUCGGUCUCACAUACAUCUUUCCUCCUAAAACUCCCUCUGUUUACCAAACAUUAUCACCUUUGGUAACUAUUCAAACCUCUUUUUAUAACACGCAUGCAUUUCUCACCCCUUUUAACUUUUCUCACUCUAUUGACUUACCAAAGAAGUUCAUCUCGGCAGCUUCUAAAUCUUCCUGGCACUUUCAUUCAACUGACACACUUCUUUUACGUAAAGGAGAGUUGGCUUUACAAUGCCUUCAAACACCUUCACUAUCUAUGUCCGUAACGAGUCCUCUUUUUAAUCCAAACUUUUCACAGACAUCCUGUUAUCUUCCUUAUCUUACCUAUUCUGUCUUACUGCUCUCAUCCUUCAGUCAAGAAGCCCGUUCAUUCCACCAUCAUCCACUCUGACAUGCAUUUAUUCAUCUUCUAGUCUUCUAAUUUCAAUUAUUACUUCUUCUAGUUAAAAUUAAAUUCUAUCCUCUUUCGAAUGUAUUCAGAUUUCAGGCUUCUCAACUUAUCUUUAAUCCUUUAUUACCUUCAUUAACGUGUUAUUAAACUUGGAAAAUUUAUGGCCAUAAUUUGUAAAAUAACUCACUUUGACACAAUUCUCAAUUAAAACAAAUUCCCAUGUAAUUGUUUCUGGUGAUUAAUAUGAAGAG